Molecule: messenger RNA, 1494 nt
Organism: Tuber aestivum (summer truffle)
Lineage: Eukaryota; Fungi; Ascomycota; Pezizomycetes; Pezizales; Tuberaceae
Source: the annotation of a GenBank genome assembly
GGAACAGUUUGGUUCCAGAAAGACUUUAAUUAUAAAAAGAGUUCUCAAACCAAAGGUAUUCUUCAUUUUGGAGCAGUCAAUUACGAUGCAAAAGUAUAUGUAAACGGAAGAUUGGCAGGAAGUCACGUAGGUGGUUAUACGCCUUUUAAUUUUGAUGUAACCAAUUUGCUUGUUGACGGAAAUAAUUUUGUGGUAGUAAAAGUAGACAACAAACGUCAUAAAGAUAAUGUUCCAACCGUAAAUAUGGACUGGUGGAAUUACGGUGGAAUCACCAGAGAUGUUACUUUGGCUCAGGUUCCCAAUACUUAUAUCGAAGAUUAUCUGGUUCAGUUGGAUAAAAAAGACAAAACCAAGAUUUCAGGCUGGAUAAAGCUGAACAGCGAUACAGCAAAUCAGUCUGUUUCGAUUACAAUUCCAGAACUAAAAAUCAAGAAAAGCAUUAUAACGGAUGCCAAAGGAAUGGCCUAUUUUGAGAUUAAAACCAAUCCCGUUUUAUGGACACCGGAAAAACCAAAAUUAUACGACCUAACCAUUGACAAAGCCCAUGAAAGUAUCGCGGAUAAAAUUGGUUUUAGAACCAUUGAAACCAAAGGAAAAGAAAUUUUGUUAAACGGAAAAAAGGUCUUUUUACGUGGUAUUAGUAUUCACGAAGAAGCACCGUUUAGAUCCGGGAGAGCCUGGUCUAGAGAAGACGCCGUUACUUUACUAAGCUGGGCAAAAGAAUUAGGUUGUAAUUAUGUUCGUCUGGCACAUUAUCCCCAUAACGAAAACAUGGUAAAAGAAGCCGAAAAAAUGGGAUUAAUGAUCUGGUCUGAAGUUCCGGUGUACUGGACGAUUUCAUGGACAAAUCCCGAUACCUACGCCAAUGCCGAACGUCAGUUGCACGAUAUGAUUUACAGAGAUAAAAACCGCUGCGGAAUUGUAAUUUGGUCUAUUGCAAACGAAACUCCGCACGGCGAUGAUAGAGAUAUUUUCUUAAGUAAACUCGCUAAAUAUGCCCGUACACAGGAUAAUUCGCGUUUAAUAAGUAUGGCAAUGGAAGUAACCAAAAGUCCGAACAAUGUAAAUACGCUUCAUGAUAAUAUGAACGAAUACGUAGAUAUUGUGAGUUUCAAUCAAUAUUUAGGCUGGUACAGGGGAACGAACGAAUCCUGUAAAGAUAUGCAAUGGGUAAUUCCGUAUAACAAACCCGUCAUUAUUAGCGAAUUUGGCGGUGAAGCGCUGCAAGGUUUACACGGAGAUAAAACACAGCGCUGGAACGAAGAAUAUCAGGAAGAGUUGUAUGUGCAAAACACGCAAAUGUUCAAUCGUAUAGAAGGUCUGGCCGGAGUUUCGCCCUGGAUUUUAGUUGACUUUAGAUCACCACGCAGACAGUUACCUAACAUUCAGGAUUUCUUUAACCGUAAAGGUUUGAUUUCAGAUCAGGGAAUAAAAAAGAAAGCUUUUUAUGUAAUGAAAGAUUGGUAUGCUCAGAAAGAAGUAGAGUAUAAAUAA